AAAGACAAAAAGGCAGAAGGGAAUACUGGGAAUUCUCCCCUACGAGAUUUUUUUCAAAUCAAGGAGACUUGGGGAACUCGGAUCAAAGGGAAUUAGUUGCAUUCAAUUUCAAAACAGACAAAGCUGAGAUGGAGAUGGCAGGUGGAGGUGGAAUGGAGAUGGAUGUUGAUGAAAUGGAUUCUUUGUUUGAAGGGAUGGUUCUUUUCACACCAUCCCAGUUGGUAGAAGACCAUGAACUAGAGCAAAAGCAAGAUCCCAAUCACCCGGAACCAGAACCCGAAGCUAAAUCCGAAUCAAUGGAUUUAAAACAGCAGCAGCAGCAAGGGGUUCCAGAGCCCCUUGAUGAGAACCUAUUCUCUGACCUUGUCCUUCAAACCCCGCUCGAUCAGCUGGAACCUGAACCUCAACCCAAGCAUGAACCAGAACCUGCGCCAGCUCCUGCUACUGCAUUCUCUCGGCAGACAUCUUCGACUCAUCGAAAGAAAAAGAAAGCUGUUGGAUUCAGAAUUGGAUACGGUAGAGAUUACCGGAUUAAUAAUAAUGAUGUUGAUAGUCAUGAUACCAGAUCCAGUAUUGAAUUUGGUGGAGAUGAUCAAAUUAAUAAUAAUACAGAUGGUCAUAAUGUUAGCCAUCAUGUGCAACAAUCUCUUCAUAGCAGCAGCAGCACCAUCAUGGCCAGUAAAGUAUCUUUGGCCUUGGACUCGGAUUUGCAAUCCCAACAAAGCCAACCUCAGCAGCAGCAGAAGCAGCAGCAGCAACAACAACAACAACAGCAAACCGUUAAUGGAGUUGAAUCCCAAUUUGAGCAAAUCAAGGCUCAGAUUGCUGAUAAGCUCAAUCAUGCUCGUGAAUUGGCUGCAUCCAUAUUUGCAGCCCGCAAGGACUCCAUUAGGAGGAGAAGAAAGGCUGCUGAUGAUCUUCAUUUAGCAACUACCAGACUUGGGGAGCUUGAAAAGCAAUUGGAGGAAGCUUGUGAAGCCGAAGAUUUCGAAGCUGCUGAUAGGAUCAAUGAGAGUCUUGCUGCUGCUGACAAGGAUAAACAGGCUCUCCUUACUUCUCUCCGAGAUGCGGAGGCCCAAUGUAAUGCUAUCGAUUCCAAAAUGCUAGAGGUUCUCAACUGCCAGAUUGCGGUCGAGGAGGAAUGUGCCACUUUGCUCCAUCGUUUCUCCGAGGAUGCUUUGAGUGAUGCUGAUUCAGUUUUCCUGAAAUCAGAAGCUCAAUCGUCAGAAGAAAGGGAGAAAUGGCUCUCUUCGACCGAAGCCUUGGAGUUGAACAAGUUAGAAUUGCAAAUUGAGGCACAUUUAGUAGACGAUGCCCGUGCGGUAUUUAAUGCUUCCCUUGAUAGCUUGAUCGAGGACGAUAAGAGAGAGAAAGUAUUUCUUUGUAAUCAGAAGGAUAUCUUGACCGGUGAAUUGCAAAAAUUACUUGCCUUGGUAAAAGAAAAGGAAAAAGAAAUUGCUGAAAACGACUCCAAAAUGAAACAAGUGGAUCAAAGGAUUGCUGAUAGGAUCUCUGGGUUUCAAGAGAUGCGAUCGAGCAUUGAUUCCAAGUAUGACAGCUUUCAAUCUCAUCUUUCUCGGAUGGACAUAGAGAGAGAAACUCUUUCAAAGAAAAAGGAAGAAAUUGACAAAGUCCUUGCUGAAGAAGAACAUAGGGGGACCAAACUCAAGGAACUUGCUGAGAUCUCUGUGGGAGAAGGGAAAAUGUACGAGGAAGUUGUCGGGCUAAGAAAAAGUUUGCUAUCCUCUGUUCUGAAGUCAAUGGAAGAUAAAGCGAGGCUUGCUAAAACUGAAGAGAAGCUUUCUGAGGAGGUUCAAAUGCUUCAACUGGAGGCUUCUACGGCAAGGGCUACCUUACAGGAAUUAUCUUCAACAAAAUCGAGCAUUCAGCAGAAUAUAGCAUCUUUAAAGCAGAGGGUUAUUUUCAUAGACAAAAUGGUUCCAGAACUUGAAGCAGAAAAGAAAGUUGCUGCUGCUUCGAGAAAUUUCAAGGAAGCUGCACGAUUAGCAGCUGAAGCAAAAUCAUUAAGCACUGAAAAGGAAAGCGUGCAAAGUGAAUUGGACAAAGCUGUCUUGGAUCUUGGGAAGCUGGAGGAAGAGAUAAAGCAUACGGUGGAUAAAUUACAGGAGAUUGAAGGACUGAUUUCAUCAAAAGAAAAAGAACUGGCAAUGGCUAGGUUCCAGAGGUUACUCCUAAUUGCCGGCGCUGCUAAAGCUGAAAGAUCUGCUGCUCUAGAGUUGGGCGAUGAGGAAGAGGCCAGCCUUCUACUUGCAGAAGCCGAUGCAGCUAAUUCUGAAGCAAAAGAGCUUCAACAGAAAUAUAAUCUGAAAGAAGAAGAAUUUGAAGAUUUACCAAAACACUUCAUAUCCCUGGAGCUUGUAACAAGCCUUGGCCAUACAAAAUUAACUGAUUUAGCAGUGCUGUCCGGAUCCUGAUGAUUAUGGAAUCAAAACACCAUUUCAGAAUUGCCUUCGAUGCCAAAUAUGGGUUUUUCAUUUUUUUUUUCUCUUCUGCAGCUUUGCAUAAUUUCUUAAUGCUUCAUAGCCUUAGAAACCGACACCAUUUGUAGCACCACCCUGGAUCGUGUUUACUUCUAACUUUUCAUGCCUGCCAUUUGGAUCAUCCGUGUCAUCUCAAGGUGCAUGCAACCAAAAAUCUCAGAUCUUGAGGAAGUUAUGUUGAAAGCCAGUUCAAGGAAUUUGAGAGCCAGCUGUUACUUCAGAAAUUAUGCUUCUCGAAUGGGUGGAUAUGGAAAUGCAAAGAUGGAUUUGUCAGUUUUCAUCAACAAAAAUCAAAGGUGAUUAACAAGUUUGUAUUCUGAAUCUUAUUUAUCUUGUGAACUUUACAUAUUUAUAUAUAAUCAGGCAAAAUGAAGAGUAUAGAGCUGGUUUCUUUAAA
Molecule: messenger RNA, 2898 nt
Organism: Hibiscus syriacus
Lineage: Eukaryota; Viridiplantae; Streptophyta; Magnoliopsida; Malvales; Malvaceae
Product: adventurous-gliding motility protein Z-like
Exons: 5
Coding region: 129-2435 (768 amino acids)
Source: RefSeq, a predicted model, not a curated record